AUGACCUCUUGUAACAACUCCAUUUCCCAGCCAGAGGUAUUUAUAUUGGCUGGGAUUCCAGGACUGGAGUCUUAUCACGGCUGGUUUUCCCUGCCCUUCUUCUUAGUCUUCAUCAUUGCUCUUAUUGGCAACGUUACCAUCGUGUUCAUCAUCCAUGCAGAGAAGAGUCUCCAUGAGCCCAUGUUCCUCCUGCUGGCUAUGCUGUCUGUUGUUGACCUGUCCUUAGUCAGUGCAACCGUGCCCCGCGUGUUAGGCAUCUUCUGGCUGGAUGCUAAAGAGAUCAACAUUAAUGGGUGCCUUACCCAGAUGUUUUUUAUCCCAUCUUUCUAUGUCAUGGAGUCUGGCAUUCUUCUGGCCAUGGCUUUUGAUCGUUUUGUAGCCAUCUGCAAUCCAUUGAGAUACACCACUAUCCUAGCCAAUAAUUCACUAGUGAAAAUGGGGCUGGCAGUCAUAGCAAGGACUAUGGUCGUGCUUACUCCAGCCCCUAUCUUAGCCAAAACAUUGACCAGGUUCCGAACUAACAUUAUUCCCUACUCUUAUUGUGCCUACAUGGCUAUGGUACAGAUUGCUUGUGGUGACAUAUUUAAUUAUAUUGUCUAUGGCCUCAUGGUAAUUCUGACUUCUAUUGGUACUGACUUACUCUUUAUCAGCCUCUCUUAUGGAAUGAUUCUUCGAGCUGUCUUCCGGAUCCCUUCCUGGGAAGCUCGGCACAAGGCCCUGAGUACAUGUGGCUCCCAUCUCUGCGUCAUUGCCAUUUUUUAUUCACCUGUUGUGUUCUCCGUUUUGGCUCAAACAUUUGGAUACCAAAUGCCUCCCCACUUCCAGAUUAUUGUAGACAAUCUCUACUUCCUUGUUCCUCCCAUGAUUAAUCCCUUGGUCUAUGGGGCCAGAACCAAGCAGAUUAGGGAACAUAUCCUCCAAGUCCUAUAUUGCCACCCAAAAUAA
Phascolarctos cinereus (koala) is the source of this 945-nucleotide messenger RNA. RefSeq names its product olfactory receptor 52B2-like. The record is from RefSeq and is a predicted model, not a curated record. Gene Ontology annotation, cellular component: plasma membrane. Lineage: Eukaryota; Metazoa; Chordata; Mammalia; Diprotodontia; Phascolarctidae. Gene Ontology annotation, molecular function: olfactory receptor activity; G protein-coupled receptor activity. Gene Ontology annotation, biological process: G protein-coupled receptor signaling pathway.